AUGGCGAAACUCACAUUUAAUACAUAUUUACUUAUAUUAUUUUCGAUAAUAUUGCUUCUUGUUACGUUUGUUCCCAUCUCGAUAUUUGCUGAAGAUUCGGACGAGAAACCAAAUAUUGGUACAGUGAUUGGUAUCGAUUUGGGUACAACCUAUUCGUGUGUUGGAGUACAUGUGAAUGGACGAGUUGAAAUUCUAGCCAAUGAUCAAGGCAACCGUAUCACUCCCUCCUAUGUAGCAUUCACCGACGAUGAACGUUUAGUCGGAGACGCAGCCAAAAACCAAGCACCAUCAAAUCCCGAAAACACCGUCUUCGACGCGAAACGAUUAAUCGGACGUCGAUUCAAUGACAAAGACGUGCAAAACGAUAUUAAGCAUUUCCCGUUCAAAGUCAUCAAUCAAGACGACAAGCCAGUGAUCCAAGUGAAAGUCAAAGGUGAAGAGAAGACAUUCACCCCGGAAGAAAUAUCGGCAAUGGUGCUCGGGAAGAUGAAGGAGAUCGCUGAAUCAUAUCUCGGAAAGAAAGUCCUGAAUGCGGUUGUCACUGUGCCGGCUUACUUUAAUGAUGCGCAGCGUCAAGCCACAAAAGAUGCUGGUGUGAUUGCCGGGUUGAAUGUUAUGCGUAUUGUUAACGAACCGACGGCCGCGGCUAUUGCUUAUGGUCUUGAUAAGCAGGGAGGUGAACGACAAAUUCUCGUGUAUGAUCUUGGUGGUGGUACUUUUGACGUGUCGUUAUUGUCUAUUGAGGAUGGAGUGUUUGAAGUAUUGGCUACGGCUGGUGAUACUCAUUUGGGUGGAGAAGAUUUCGAUAAUCGUGUUAUUGAUUACUUUAUUAAACUUUACAAAAAGAAAAGUAAGGUUGACGUAAGCAAAGAUUUGAAAGCCGUCGGAAAAUUGAAGCGGGAAGUUGAAAAGGCUAAACGCACAUUGUCACAACAAAUGUCCACUCGUAUUGAAAUCGAAUCAUUCCACGACGGAAAAGAUUUCUCUGAAACUUUGACUCGUGCAAAAUUUGAAGAACUCAACAAUGACCUGUUUAGAAAAACAUUGAAACCGGUCGAACAAGUACUCAAAGAUGCCGGUGUCAAGAAAGAAGAUGUACAAGACAUUGUAUUGGUUGGUGGGUCAACUCGUAUCCCCAAAGUACAGCAACUCCUCGAGGAAUUCUUUAACGGAAAGAAAGCGUCAAAGAACAUUAAUCCCGAUGAAGCUGUUGCUUAUGGUGCCGCAGUUCAAGGUGGAAUUCUCAGUGGUGAUGAUAAGGUUUCCGAUGUAUUGUUGGUCGACGUGUGUCCUUUGACGUUAGGUAUCGAGACGACCGGUGGAGUCAUGACAAAACUGAUCCCACGUAAUACCGUGAUCCCGACAAAGAAAUCACAAAUUUUCUCAACCGCUGCUGAUAAUCAACCAAUUGUACUGAUUCAAGUAUACGAAGGAGAACGAUCACUCACAAAAGAUAACAAUUUACUUGGAAAAUUCGAAUUAACUGGAAUUCCACCGGCACCACGAGGUGUACCUCAAAUCGAAGUCACUUUUGAAAUGGACGCCAACGGUAUCAUGAAAGUAUCUGCGGCUGACAAAGCAACCGGCAAAUCAGAAUCAAUAACCAUCACAAACGACAAAGGUCGUCUAUCAAAAGAAGAAAUCGAUCGUAUGGUCGAAGAAGCAGAACAGUUCGCCGAAGAAGAUCGAGUUCAACGUGAACGUAUCGAAUCACGUAAUCAGCUCGAGUCAUACGUGUACUCAUUGAAAGCUCAAGUUGCCGAUGAUGGCGAUCUCGGCAAGAAAUUAAAUGACGACGACAAGAAAACCAUCAAAGACGCAAUUAAAAAUACGCUUGAUUGGUUCGAUGAAUAUGGAAAUUCGGCGACAAAAGAGGAUUUGGAUGAAAAACGUGAGGAGUUGCAGUCAGUUGUUAAUCCUAUUACGAGCAAAUUAUACGAGGAUGGAGAACCAUGA
This is a messenger RNA of Ambispora gerdemannii, 1956 nucleotides long. The record is from the annotation of a GenBank genome assembly. Lineage: Eukaryota; Fungi; Glomeromycota; Glomeromycetes; Archaeosporales; Ambisporaceae.